This is a messenger RNA of Amoebophrya sp. A25, 2744 nucleotides long. Lineage: Eukaryota; Dinophyceae; Syndiniales; Amoebophryaceae. The record is from the annotation of a GenBank genome assembly.
AUGGAUUUAUCAGCAUUGCUGGUCGACGACGUUGGAAAAAAUAGUGGUGUUGCUUUUUACACCAUUCUCAACUCUCAUAACAUCCUAUGUAUAGUAUCGCUACAGAAUCAUAGAAAGACCAAAAUGCCCGCGUCCACGGUCUCCGCUGCCUCUCGCCGAGAUGGGAACAAAACGAAGGAAAAGAAGUUAAGGUUCUCCCUGAUCAUUAAUGCGUGAAUGAAUCCCUUUCAUUCUCAGGAGCAGCUUUCUGUCGCUAAAGCUCUCAUACAUAUGAAUAUGAUCUUUAAGAAACAUAGACAUUGCUGUUCUUGUUCUUCUGAUCAUCUCUAAGAUGAAACGAGGUCUCAAAAGUGUUGCGAGCUUUACUUCGGGAGGUUCGGAAAGGCAGCGCGAGCCUUGAAUUUUGGAGGCGCAAGGAGCCUCUCCUGCGUCAGCAAGAGUCCGAGCUGCUUGUGAAAGAAAAGGAAGUAUCGAAGCGCACGCGCGUGCAUCAGAAAGAACAUACCAACUUAUUAACCGAGAUCGCGCAGAAAGAUGGUGAGUAUAUUUAUAAUGAUUUGCAGUAAGUAUUCACUCCAUCAAAUUCAAAUGUGCUUGGUAGCAGAUCAAUCAAUCUUUUUAUUUGUUGAUAUGUCUUUGACGUAGGUAGGUGAUGUUAAUCGUAUCUAUAGUCUACCACAUCAGCUUCAUCUUGCUGCGUCCUCACCUUGGAUUCCUUCUAUCUACUGUCCUUUUUUGAUAUGCAUAGGUCAGCUGGCAACGCUCGAGGGUCUUCGAUCCAAGCUGCAGGCUGACCUCGAUGACAUAGUGACGCAGUACGAGAGAGCAGCCGAGCAAGCUAACAUACAGCGACAGAAGGUGAAUGCCGAUGUUCAGGCUCGACUGGCAAGCGUGAAAGAGCAUAUCCGCAAACAGACAGAGCAAAAGAAUAUGGCUUCUCCGAAGUUCGUUGUCACGUUGGUUUUAGUUUCUUUCCCAGAACGCGUACUAGGGUAGUUGAGUACUACUAGAACUUCAACCUCAUGAACGAAAUUUUCUUGGGCUGUUUCUUCCAGUUUUUUUUGGCGUCCUUCGAUAAACAAACAUAAGUACAAUUAUACCAACAACAAGUAGACGAUCAUCGCAAACCACCCGCGCGCAUGCACCACUUCUUGGAUUCAUCAUCACUUUUUCCCAUCUUCAUAAGAAUUGAAGACAAGGUAGCUAGCGAGGAUUUAAAACGGCAGUUCCGUGAAGCAGCCACAACAUACGAACAUCCCGGAUCGGAGCAAAUAGAUGCGCUGAGUGAAGAACGCAUUAAGCGAUUGGACGGAGAAAUGCAAGCUUUUUCUGAGGAAUUGAAAGUUAAGUAUGUCUUUUCUUUGUUUUUUUUCAUCUUCAGCCAGGUAUAGAUCAGUUAGCAACCGUGUGUCGAGAAUGAGCAAAUAAAUAUCAAGCAUGAUCAGUAUAAAUAAAGGAAUUUCCUGCGCUUUAAUGAAAAGUGCAAAAUUCGCCGCAUCUUCAGUGAGCGUAGGGGAGAAGAAUUGGAGAAGCUUAUCGAAGCGCUGUCGCAGCAAGAGCAGGACUUCGCAUCGUUAUGCCUCUCUAUUUUUUCAAGGUAGCUCUUUCACGUAAGAUGAAGUACCAUAAGGAUAUAAGCAACAUGAUAAAAAAACGGAACUAGCAUGAUCAAAGUAAUUUUUACGUAGUCGUAGUUGCCGAUCAACAUAAUAAAAAGCCUAAACACGACCUAAUCGUCCUUUUUCUACUUCACGAUUGCUCUUCUGGGUGGUAGUGGUUUUAUUCCCUUUUUGUUCAUGCUCCCGCACAAAGGCUUUUCGUGACACAACGGCGAAGUCGAAAGCGGCACUGCAGAAAUACAGGCGGGAAGUAGCGCAAUUGCGUCGCGAGAACCAGCAGGCAGAAACUGGCAUCAAGAAGCUGCGUCGUGAAAUAGGUGGCGAUGCUGCAUUCGACAGCCUAAUUGCAGAUGUAGAGAAUCUAGAACGGAGUCUCGGCCUGCUUUCCUCGUCGGCUGCCGCAGAAGCCGCGAGUAAAGCUCAGUUGGGAGACGUCGCAGAACGAGAUACCACAACAUUAGGAGUAGAGGGUGCUAUUUGUGAUGCAUCAGGAGGAGCUGGAACGAUAGAACCAGAUGAUAGCGGUAGUUCGACGAUCGUUGUUAGUGCAUCUGGCGCAGCAGAGGGAGAGGUUGUGUCAACAAUGAAAGGCGAGGAUGGCGGUCAGGCGACAGGAGAAGAUCCUGCGACAGAUGCUUCAGCGGGCGCAGACGCAACUGGGUGUGACGAUAAGCGGAACUUCUCGCCAUCCUCGACGGGUCUGAAAUCACCAGCAAGGGUGACUUCACAAGCACGUGGUGCGGACCCGCUUCAAAAGGAGCAGGAUCAGCGGACGAUCCCUUUGCACGAAGGCAGCACCCAGAUAAGCGGAUCAACCGUUGCCGCAUCGUCUUCUACAUCGCCGAUUCACGCUUCGGACCGAACGCCAUAAGACACAAAAGAGCAAGAAAGUCAAUGAUCCAUCCAAGACGAAGAAGUGAGUGCGUUUGAGUUUGAUAGAAUUUGAAUUUCUUAUCUUGCUCUUGCUUAUGCCGAGAAGUGUUCUGUUGUUUCUAUGUAUAGGCAAAUCCAUCUGACAGACUGCAAAGACGUCAAAGUUAUCGUCUUGAGUGCUGCUCUGUCUGCAACUGUAUGAGAAAUUCACUUUUCUGGUCGCCGACUCGUGUUGAGUAUGUUUCAUGGAGA